AUGUCCAAGCAACCGGAACACCCGACCUUGCUCAUCCCGGGGCCCAUUGAAUUCGACGAUGAUGUCCUGCAGUCCAUGAGCCGUUACAGCGAGAGCCAUGUUGGGCCGGCCUUCGUUGCGACGUUCGGCGAGACCCUAUCCAUGCUUCGGAAGCUCUUCCAGACCACCGACCCCUCCUCUCAGCCGUUCGUCAUUUCCGGCUCUGGCACCCUCGGAUGGGAUCUAGUUGCCGCCAACCUAGUCGAGCCGGGCGAGGAUGUCCUGGUGCUGUCCACCGGUUACUUCAGUGAUGGCUUCGCCGACUGCCUCCGAACCUACGGCGCGAACCCCACGCAGCUCAAGGCGCCCGUCGGUUCGCGCCCGCAGCUUCCCGAGAUCGAGAAGGCCCUGUCGGAGAAGAAAUACAAGAUGAUUACCGUGACGCACGUCGACACCUCGACCGGCGUCCUCAGCGAGCUCAAGGACCUGGCGGCCCUGGUGCACCGGGUCUCUCCCGAGACGCUUAUCGUGGUGGACGGCGUCUGCAGCGUCGCUUGCGAAGAGAUCGCGUUUGAUGAGUGGAAGCUUGACGGUGUGGUGACGGCCAGUCAGAAGGCCAUCGGCUGCCCUGCCGGCCUGUCUAUUUCCAUGUUCAGCGGCCGAGCGAUGCAGGCCUUCCAGAACCGCAAGACGCCCGUGGCUUCGUACUUCGCCUCCAUGAAGAACUGGACUCACAUCAUGCAGAAUUACGAGGCCAAGAAGCCGUCCUACUUCGCGACGCCUUCGCCUCAGCUGGUCCACGCCCUUCACACUGCACUUGACCAGAUUCUCGCCCGGCCGUUGUCUGAGCGGUUCAGCCGCCACCGCGAGGUGUCGGAUAAGAUCAAGCAGACUGUGAGCAGCCUCGGCCUGAAGCAGGUCGCAGCAAACCCCGAGGACCAGGCUCACGGCAUGACGGCCAUCUACCUGCCGGAAGGUAUCAAGGUUACAGACAUCCUGCCCGUGCUGGGUAAGAAGGGCGUCGUCUUUGCCGGAGGUAUCCACAAGGAAAUCGCGACGAAGUACAUCCGCUUCGGACAUAUGGGCGUCAGUGUGACGGAUCCUCGGAGGCAAGACAUCGACCAUGCACUUACGUCACUGGAGGACAGUCUUGUCGCUUGCGGAUAUAAGAAGCCAUAG
Sodiomyces alkalinus F11 is the source of this 1158-nucleotide messenger RNA. Its product is annotated as alanine-glyoxylate aminotransferase. The record is from RefSeq and is a predicted model, not a curated record. Gene Ontology annotation, cellular component: peroxisome. Gene Ontology annotation, molecular function: L-alanine:glyoxylate transaminase activity; L-serine:pyruvate transaminase activity. NCBI's taxonomy places the organism in Eukaryota, Fungi, Ascomycota, Sordariomycetes, Glomerellales, Plectosphaerellaceae. The transcript has 4 exons. Bases 1 to 1158 code for a protein of 385 amino acids.